AUGAAAUUUUUAAGUUGCGACUUACCUCGUGACUUGCAUUCAUUGCAUUCGUGUUUUCCGGUAAUGGAACACUUUGCGGUUCGUAUGGAGCUUGAUAUUGCGAACUCAUUUCAUGCGGCAUUCGGUGGUAAUCGCUUGAUCGAUUACCUCAUAGGGGUACCCAUCGAGGGGCUUGUUGAUGGAGCGGUUGGACUCGGCGAUAUGGAUGGUUGUGAGCUGCUCGCUCGCUCGUCGCCAACUAUGUCCAUCGGCAUUUUGCCUUUCAAACACGUCACGUAUCGAUGGCAAAAGUUGUCGCAUAGCUCAUGCACCUAA
Molecule: messenger RNA, 315 nt
Organism: Anisakis simplex (herring worm)
Lineage: Eukaryota; Metazoa; Nematoda; Chromadorea; Rhabditida; Anisakidae
Source: the annotation of a GenBank genome assembly